Molecule: messenger RNA, 690 nt
Organism: Papaver somniferum (opium poppy)
Lineage: Eukaryota; Viridiplantae; Streptophyta; Magnoliopsida; Ranunculales; Papaveraceae
Exons: 1
Coding region: 1-690 (229 amino acids)
Source: RefSeq, a predicted model, not a curated record
AUGAGAUUACCUAUCAGCUUCUCAGCCUCGGAGGCACCUGAGGGAGGACAAAUCCACAACGACCUACUAGUGGUCACGAAGGCCAUUGCACUUUCCGAACAUGAAGGAAAAGAAGAGAGACCAAAUACAUUUCCUUGGGCAAUGGCAAAAAUCUUAAUUGACGGAGGUAGUUCUGUUAAAAUCUUGUUUUAUGAAACAUUCAAACAUAUGGGUCUUAGGGAUGAAUGUCUCAAACCCUCUACCUACAACAUAUUUGGCUUUAACGUCUUGUCGACUCGCCCAAGGGGCGAGGUAACAUUAGAAAUUCGGGUGGGAAAAACCCUCACCUUAACUACUUUCUGUGUAGUGGAUGUACUAUCACCUUACACAGCUAUCAUCGGGCGAUCUUGGGUCCAUGGGAUCAAAAGAGUAGCCUCAACCUACCAUCAAAGGCUAAGAUUCCCCACGCCAGAUGGAGUCGCAGAAAUUAUUGGAGACUCCGGAGAAGAAAAAUACUGCUACAAUAUGGACGUACAAAAUGGUGAAAACAAGGUAAACUACCCAAAGGCACAAGCAAGGAGGGCCAGAAAUGCCAAUAAUCUAGCUGAAGUCGACGACUACAUAGCAAUACCUACUGAGCCAAAACGCUCGAGUGACGUCCCAGCUUCGUGUGGCACAGUAACUUCGGGGUCGCUUACAUGUCCGUUAUAA